UUUCUUCCUUAUUUAACAUUUGUGUUUUCUGUAAAAUGGCUCAGGGAUGAUGUCACUUCCUCUCUUAGUAAGGCGUACGCUAUCAUCUACAGGUUCUUGGUGGAAUCCUCACAUGCAUGAAACGGAGAUCAGUCUCUAACUGGAGUACUAAAGUAGUAAAGUAGCUGCUAAUAACAAAUAAAUAUAAUACCACCGUAUCCAAGGCGAUUUCGUUCUGUUUCCAAGGUAGGAUAUCUGUAUUAAAUGUUCAUGGCAUGUUUCUAAUUCACCACUAUUAGUUCAAGUUUUUUCAGGAGUACUUAGAACACGUGGCUCAGGUGAACUGUAAACGAAGUAUUAAUAUAAAAUCUAUUGUUCCUGGUUUAGGAUUUUAAACAUUGUGAGGGCUAAUUUGUAUGAGGGUUAGUACACAAGAACUCAACAGGAACUUGGCAGAAAUUAUUGAUUGUCCUUAUAACUUCCACCUAGCAGAAAUCAUCAAUUCCAGCGAUGUCUGCUUUCGUUUAAAGAGUCAUGGGCGAUUGCUACCACAGACAUGAGGAGAGGAUAGGUCGCGUGUUUGGUUUGUAUGGACGCUUUCUGGAGCGGCAUCCUGUCAAAGUUCUGGCUGUUGCUAUCUCUGUCAACUGUCUCCUUGGCCUUGGUAUGCUUAGACUUGAGACGGAAAGUGGAUCAGAGAAACUGUAUACACCAGAAAACAGCCAGGCCUCCAAAGAUCGAGAUUAUUUAAAGAAUGUAUUUCCAAGAAACUCUGAUUUCUACUCACAUAAGGAGUCGUCUGAUUUCGCAGAAGUGCUCAUCCUAACAAAGGACAGGGGAAACAUGCUGACGUCGGCAUUUUUAGAUGAUGUCAUGUCUGUUGACAAUUAUGUACGCAACUCCAUUUCCAUCAAUAAUAUAAAGUUUGCGAAUGUGUGUGCCAAACAGAAUGGCAGCUGUGUAGUUUCUGGGGACAUCUUCUUGUCGAAUGAUUUCAAACAAAUGAUGCUGGUAAACAAUAUCACAUACCCAAUAUUCAAGGAGACUUCUAUAAGUUCCCUUCUUGCAAGUGCAUCGUUUUCAAGCGGACUACUCACAUAUGCCAUGGGACUGAAACUCACCUACUACCUCAGUGGAGCGAAUUCCAAGGAAUGGGAAAAGGCUUUUGUUAAAUCCAUUUCGGGUGCUGUUGUUAAUGUCUCAGAGUUGGCUCCAUCUUACUCUAGUGCCUUAGACGACGAACUAGAGAAUAAUAUAGGGGGAGACGUUCUUUUCUUUGCUUUGACGUUGACGCUGAUGAUGACGUAUGCUUCCAUUGCCACAUCGAGAAUGAAUUGUAAUUUCAUAGCAGACAGAAGUCUUUUAGGCCAAGCAGGUGUCUUGGCAGCUGCUCUGUCUAUUGUGUCCUCUUUUGGUUUACUGAGUCUUAUUGGAGUGAAGUAUAUAAGCAUAGUCAGCGUUAUGCCUUUCCUUAUCAUAGGCAUUGGUAUCGACGAUGUCUUCAUUUUGAUGUCCGGAAUUGCUGAUGCUGAGACAAUAGAAAAUUCUAGCGUGUCGGACAGAAUUUACUUCAUGAUGAAGACCAGUGGUAUCGCCAUCACUAUCACCUCCAUUACAGAUUUCCUGGCGUUCCUGAUUGGAGCAAGUUCGGUUUUCUUAAGCGUCCGUAAUUUCUGCAUUUAUACUGGUGUUGCAGUACUAUUUUGCUACAUCAAUCAAAUCACUGUUUUCUCUGCAUGCAUAGUGAUCAAUGAAAAAAGGAUUAAAGGCAAUCGCCACUGUCUAGUUUGUUGUAUAAGGACAAAAGAUAAGGAAUCAUUGAGGAAAGAGGGUAAAAAAGGAUGCUCACUUUACGCAUGCGCUGGAUACCCACCAAAAGAACGGGACGAUGUCGAUAGCCCUUUGGAGAGAUAUCCAAAAAGACUCAUCCAAAAACUUUUGAGCUACCUGGUCCUAAAGAUAUUCAUCUUAUUAAUUUUUCUGAUUUACUUUGGAUUUUCUGUUUAUGGUGCUGUCCAUCUUCAACAAGGGUUAUCUCUUCCAAACCUUGUCACGGAAGACUCCUUCUUUUUCAAAUACAGCACAUGGAUUGAGAAAUACUUUACUACAGAGAUCGCCAUGUCAUUUAAUGUCAAAACAACCCAGACAUACUCCUCUUCCUGGACUCAAGGGGUCCUUACAUCGGUUCUUACUACAGCAAAACAAGACGAGGACAUAGAUCAUGCAUUUGAAUUAAACUGGUUAUCUGCCUUUAAACAAUCUGGUCUGUAUGCAAACACUUCUGAAUCUGCUUUCAUUGCUGCUCUGCAGACGUUCCUGACCAAUGUUCCAUUGUAUGCUAGUGAUGUGGUGAUAAAUUCUGCUGGAACAAGCAUUACCGCGUCUCGAUUUUACUUGAAGACCAAUAACUUAAAGUCAUCGUAUGACCAAGGGAAGAUGAUGCUCCGCAUGCGAGAGGUGACUGCAAAUUCUGCAAUUCCCAUGAUUGUAUACUCGGAUCCGUUCAUUUUCUUCGAACAGUAUGUUGAAAUCCUUCCAAGCACCUUGCAAACUGUUGGAAUUGCCAUCGCCGUGAUAAUCUUUGUCACAAUCGUCUUCAUGCCUCACCCAACACUGAUAGUCAUUGUCGGCGUAACGCUGUUUACUAUCCUACUAGGGGUGUUCGGUUUUAUGUACUUCUGGGACAUUUCACUCAGUUCCAUCACCAUGAUUCACCUUGUCAUGACCGUGGGAUUCUCCGUAGAUUUUAGCGCCCAUAUUUGUCACGCCUAUCUUGCUGUAGAUGCAGACGACAGGGCCACAAAAGUUGACCUUGCCUUAGACAGAUCUGGAGGACCUAUAUUUAACGCGGCAUUCUCCACCCUCGUGGGCGUUUCUAUUUUAGGAUUUGCAAACAGUUACAUCUUUAAAACGUUUGGACAGAUGAUGUUUCUUGUGAUAUUUUUUGGUCUCGUCCAUUCGGUUCUUUUGAUUCCAGUAGUGCUUUCAUUUAUUGGUCCAUUAAAAAGGAAAAAAGACGAAAAGGAUGAUGGGAAGAAGUCAAUAGCAAAUUCACAAAGUCCUAAAUCAACUUCAGUAAUUCCUCUUUAAUGUUAGAAUAAAUUGAGUGACGCCGUUUCCCAUUACAUGACAUAAAUUGAAAUUGAACGUAAAACUAAAGAAAAUCCAAAUGAAUUGUGUAUGCUACUAUCGCCAAGAAUAACUUGUUUCUGAGUAAAACAUCACGUCAGAAAAUCGAUGUACAUUCCUUUCUGGCAAAAUGUAAGCUCUUGUCUAUUUUACAAUGCCACAAAGGUUAACCUAGCCUAGUGACCCAUGUUAUUAUUUAAUACACUCGUUGAGGUGAAGUAACAUUUGGUAUAGUUCAUUAUAAAGAAAUUUCAAUUUUGUCAGAAUAAAUCUUUCUGUUUAUAUUUCCGUUAGAAAAAAAGGUUUUCUUUCUACUCGUUUUCUAUUCAAAACACACGAUUCCGACUGUAAUAUUUCUUCGAAUAUUUAUUAUAAUAUUUAUAAUGUAUGAAAUGUUGAUUUGUUUGAACCAAAUAAAAAUCAAUCAGA
This is a messenger RNA of Saccostrea cuccullata (small rock oyster), 3537 nucleotides long. Its product is annotated as patched domain-containing protein 3-like. The coding region runs from base 514 to 3069 and encodes 851 amino acids. Lineage: Eukaryota; Metazoa; Mollusca; Bivalvia; Ostreida; Ostreidae. The transcript has 5 exons. The record is from RefSeq and is a predicted model, not a curated record. Gene Ontology annotation, cellular component: membrane.